Topomyia yanbarensis is the source of this 1383-nucleotide messenger RNA. Its product is annotated as CLIP domain-containing serine protease B4-like. The record is from RefSeq and is a predicted model, not a curated record. Gene Ontology annotation, molecular function: serine-type endopeptidase activity. Gene Ontology annotation, biological process: proteolysis. The transcript has 5 exons. Lineage: Eukaryota; Metazoa; Arthropoda; Insecta; Diptera; Culicidae. Bases 248 to 1333 code for a protein of 361 amino acids.
UUGUCAAUGACCGGCUCGUACGUGACGCUGUGUUAGUUGAUUCGAAGAUGAGCUAGUUUUUAUUAGUCCGCUUCGCAGUUGUUAUCGGAAGCUCCAGCUUAUAAGACGCAUAAGACUAAUUGAGGAGUUUCUGUUGUUGUUGUUGUUGUAGUAGUUGUUGCUCUCAGUUUAGCAAGAUUAAUCCCUUCGUGGUUGAGAUCCGUUAUCAGUGAUCAGUGACUCCUGGGCCAGUUAAGGUCAGGGAAAAAUGUUUCGAUCCUGUGGGCUUUUGGUUUUCGUCCUCUUGGCGACCUUGAUCGCUGAAGGAUCUGCCUUAGGUCAGAAUGAUCCUUGCAUCAACCCGGUCGGAGACUCCGGACUUUGCGUGUUUCUCAGAGAGUGCCAACCGUUGGUGGAUAUCUAUAACAAACCGUUGAUUUCUCCGGAUGAGAGCAACUUCGUUCAGAGUAGCAGGUGCGGCGUUGCAGCCGGUAACAAACCUUUGGUUUGCUGUGCUGGCCUCUCCGUUGGUCCGCGGAAAGCCACCCUUUUGAGACCGAACCAAUGUGGACUGGACCUGUCGGAUCGUUUAGUAGGCGGGCAGGCUACCGAAUUGAAUGAAUACCCAUGGACCGCAGUGAUCCAGUACCGAAAGCCGAACGGAAACUAUGGGUUUCACUGUGGAGGAUCGGUGAUUAACACUCGAUAUAUUAUCACCGCUGCGCACUGUAUAAAAGCAAUUCCUCGUGGCUGGGAUGUGGUUGGUGUGCGUCUCGGUGAGUAUGAUUUGAAGAACGACGGACCGGACUGUAAGGAUGGCGUUUGCGCUGAUGUACCUGUAGAUUUGGGUAUCGACAAAAUUAUUGUACACGAGAACUACAAUGCUCAGAAUAAAGCCCAACAUGAUGAUAUUGCUUUAAUUCGGUUCAAUCGGGAUGUUUCGUUUUCGGAAUAUAUCCGAGCAAUCUGCCUGCCAGUGGAUGAUGCGGAACGAUACCGAAACAAUGUUGGCACGGCUGCGUUUGCUGCUGGAUGGGGUCGCACGGAGACAGCAAGUUCCAGCGACAAAAAACUGAAGGUCGAGCUGAGUAUCACAGAUCUAAACAAAUGUUCUUCGGUAUACAGACCGUCGGGAGUGGUGCUGCGGGAUACGCAAAUGUGUGCCGGAGGAGUCUAUGGUAAGGACACUUGCAGUGGCGAUUCUGGCGGUCCCCUGAUGAAGCGAAUCAAGUCAAAUUGGUUCUUGUUUGGAAUUGUUAGUUUCGGACCGAAUAAGUGUGGUACUAAAGACGUUCCUGGAGUGUACACGAAUGUCGCCAAGUAUAUCGAUUGGAUUGAGAACAAUAUCGAGUAGGAGGUUUAUAAGUAGCGCAAAAUAUAUGCAAACAGUUUUUGCGUAACCAA